AUGAAGAACCUGUACGUCAAGACGGCCGUUCGCUCCUUCUCCAAGCUCGUGCAGAAGCGCUGUGAGAAGCUGGGGCGCGCUGCCCCCGCUUGGAGCCACAAGGCCUGGUCUCUGGCUGCUGGUGCGCCUCCAGGAUGCAGCUGCCCGCUGGAUGAGCCGGUGGGUGCACCCCAGGAGAGCUUGAGGGGCUGGAGAAAUAAAUGCGAGUUCACCAUUGGACGCAACGAGCAGGGUGCUGUAGAGGUGGGCUUCAUCUUGAGAAUUCUGAGUGACGGCACACAGGUCGUCGGCAGCGUUCAGGAUGUGCCGCUGGUGCCGGAGUGUAUGCAGCGCUUGUGUGCGAAGGUUGCAGCCUUCGUUGAGAAAUCCAGCUAUCCCGUCUACGACCGAAAGGCUCGAUGUGGGGUGUGGCGCACUGUUCUUGCGCGUGUCAAUCCCAAGGGAGACAUGCUUGUGAUGGUGCAAACGACGACCAUCAAGGAGGAGGACCGCUCAGCCUUUGUGGACCCCUUCGUCACCGAACUGGCGGCCAGUGGUCUUGGCAUCUGUGCCAUUUAUCACCUGUACAAUGACGAGGUGACGGAUGCGCCGAGGCCCAAUGCUCUGGUCACCUCGCUGCAUGGGAAGCCGAGGCUGGAGAUGCCGAUGCUGGAGCUGAAGUUGGAGAUCGGACCACUGUCCUUCUUCAAUCCCAAUACCACCACCUGCCGCUUCCUCAUGGAGACGGCGAUCAGGUACUUGAAGCUGCGAAAGAGCGAUAUUUUGCUGGACAUUUUCUGCGGCAUUGGCACAAUCGGCCUUUGCGCUGCCGGCUACUGCGCCAAGGUGAUUGGCGUUGACAUCGUGGAAGAGAACAUCGAGGAUGCUCGUCGAAACGCGCAGCAGAACUCUAUCCUCAACACGGAGUUUAUAGUCGGGAAGGCGGAAGAAGUCGUGCCGAAGAUCCUGGGGGACAUGGACACCUCGCUUGAGGUGAUUGCCGUGGUGGAUCCAUCCAGGGCAGGCUUGCAUCCGCGCCUGGUGGACAUCUUGCGUGGGCGAACUCAGGUUCUUCGAAUUGUGUACAUCAGCUGCAAUGUGGAGAGCAUGGCAGAGGAUGUGGCGAAGCUCGGCUCCUCGACGGAGGAGGAGGCUGACGAUUUCGUUCCGGUGCGGACCGUUGCGGUGGAUUCCUUCCCACAGACCGUGCACGUCGAGGCCAUCCAGCUCCUGGAGCGGGCUUCCAUUGUGGAGGAUCCAAGAAAGAGGUUAGUGCAGAAAAGGGAGGAAGCAUCGGAGUCUACAGUAGGAAUGCAGAAAGCCAAAAAGCCCAGACGACGACGCCCACUGUCAGACAGCCCGGACGUCCUUGAGAAGCCUCGCCUGGUUAGCACAACUCCAGAGUUCGUUGAGCCCUGGCAGACCUACUGGAAGGGCCGCUUGUUAGAUGAGAUGACAAUGCGGGCCUGUUACCCUGGUCUCAGCUGUACAGUGGCUCGGGAGGGGGCGUCUCGGGCACCGGGUGCGGCGGUGCAAAAUCCACCGCCGCUGGGUCGGCCGCCUCUUAGCAUGGCCACGGUUGCGGGGAUGCCGCCAGAGCGGCAGAGUCAGCACGAGAAAAUUCUCCGUGCCUUCCGCACGGCACUGCCAGAGUCCGGAUACUGGACUGAAAAGCAGGUGCGGGUUCUCCUCAAUGCCCUCGGCGUCGAGCUGAGCGAAGAGCGGCUUCGUUCGAUGAUCGAUGCUGUGAGCAGCGGCUCUGGCAAGGUCACUUACGAGCAGCUCAUCUCGUGGCUGUUCACUUGUGACAUGCCUGGCCGAGACGGCAGAAAGGUCGAGGCAAAGGCCGCGGAGGCCACGGCUGCGGCUCCAUCCCUGGCAGCUGCGCCGCGGGCGACAGAGGCAAGAGCCGGCUGA
Messenger RNA from Symbiodinium sp. CCMP2456, 1896 nucleotides. The record is from the annotation of a GenBank genome assembly. NCBI's taxonomy places the organism in Eukaryota, Dinophyceae, Suessiales, Symbiodiniaceae.